This is a messenger RNA of Phaethon lepturus (White-tailed tropicbird), 2040 nucleotides long. RefSeq names its product coiled-coil domain containing 141 (gene CCDC141). The annotation marks the transcript as partial. Lineage: Eukaryota; Metazoa; Chordata; Aves; Phaethontiformes; Phaethontidae. The record is from RefSeq and is a predicted model, not a curated record. The transcript has 8 exons.
AAUUGCUUGAAUGUUUCUGUAAAGAAUCUGAAGCAAGAACUUGCCAGAUUUGAGUGUGACAGCAUUAACUGGAGCUCCAAAGCUGAUAAAUAUGAGGAAGAACUGUCACAGCGUUUCCAGCACUGCACCACUCAAGAGGAGAUAAAUGAGCUCAGACAGUCAUUUAAGGAUCUCAAAAAGAAGUUCAACAAUUUGAAGUUUAACUAUAUGAAGAAAACUGAAAAAGCUCGAAACCUGAAAGUACUUAAAAUACAGAUUCAACAAGUUGAUACGUAUGCAGAGAAAAUACAGAUUCUUAAAAAGAAGAUGGAUAAUUUAGAGAAGAAAGUCAUUGGCUCUGUAGCAAAUGAACCUAAUUCUAAAGUUAGAGUCCUCUUGGGGUCAAUCAGUGACUUACAAAACCAGCUGAAUGACUUCAGCAGAGUUGUGGAGGAUUACAAGCAAAAUCUGGAACUUGUGGAGCAGCUGCAACAGAUGAUGGAAGAGUGUCAAUUUUGGUUUGAAGAUGUGAGUGCAACAGUUGUUAGAGUUGGCAAGUAUUCUGCAGAAUGCAAAACAAGAGAAGCAAUAGAGACUCUCUACAAGCAAUUCAAUAAGUUUAUUGAGCCUACAGUAACUCAACAAGAAGAAAAAAUUCAGCAGAUUACAGACCUUGCUAAACAGUUACAUGGUAUUGAAGAAGGAAAGAAGUAUGUUGAAAAAGCCAUAUUAAAAUACAAAGAAAUCAUUAAUUCUGUUGAUGAGUUGUGCAGAUCUCUGAGAGAACUUAAAGAGAUUAAGAAAGGUGAGUUUUCUGAAGAGUUGGUUACUGUUCAGAAAGAACAAAGAAACGGUCAAGAAGCAUGUGAACCUGUUACUGAAGACAAAGUAGAGGAACAAAGGCAACAGGAGAGGAAUAAAUUGGAUGAUAUUCCAAUUAUCUGUCCAGCUGGUGAGGAUCUUGUUUCACAGGAUACAGAGCUGUUGUCUUCAGCCAAAGAGGAUAGUUUACAGACUGAAUUCCUGGCAGAAGAAAUACUCUCUGGAGAUGAAUAUGAGUGUAUAUCACCUGAUGAUAUCUCUUUGCCACCGCUUUCUGAGACACCAGAAUCGAACCUCUUGCGUUCUGAAACAGAGCUAGAAGAGCAGUGCUGUUGUAGUUCUCAUAGCUUGCAUGUCAAUUCCUAUAGCUUGCAAAUGCAGGAAACCACUAGUAUUAAAAAAGUGAUGGAAGCAUCUGAUCUCUUAACCAAUUCUGCUUAUGCUGAUGCUACAAAUAAUAGAAUGGAAAGCCCAUCAGAUCAGUUUGAGAAGUUUUGUAUCUCUUCAACAGAUUCUGGUCCAAAAGUCAGAGCAGUAUCUCCUUUGACUUGUAGCUUACAAGGAAUAUCAGAAGCUAACACUGCUUCCUGCACUAUAAAUGCCAAACCAGUGUGUAGCAUGAUGAGUGAAUUGUGCAAAACACAUUUGCAACACCUUGAACUUCACAAAAGCAUGACAGAAACGCAAGAACAAUUGCAUGACUUGAAUAACUGUACUAAAACCCAGAACAGGCUGCAUGCUUUGCCUGAUGCAUUCUCAGGUUUCGUGUUUCAAUCAGACACCACCAGAAGCUGUCAGAGGCAGUUGGUCACCCGAGAAGAGAUUAAAAGUUCAUCAGAAAAGAACAGCAUGGCCAGCCUAACUGGACAGGCGCCUAACUUCUCCCAGCUUCUGUCUAACAAAACUGUCAUGGAAGGUUCUCCGGUAACUUUGGAAGUAGAAGUAACGGGAUUCCCAGAGCCUACACUGACCUGGUACAAGAAAGGCCAGAAACUGACUGCAGAUGAGCACUUAAAGCUUUUACAAAAGGAGACAAAGCAUACUUUGUUCAUUCAGAAGGUGUGUGAUAAAGAUGCUGGCCUCUAUGUUGUUCGGGCUAAAAAUUUGAACGGCACUAUCUCAUCAAGUGCCAUUGUCCACGUGAAAGGUAACAGGCCACCUAUUACAGGAAUAGACUGGAUAAUGCUGUGUGUCGUCUAUAUUAGCAUAUCACUAAUGUACUGGCUAUUCACAAAAUAA